AUGUUUGCCACCUUUUCUUUAAAGGGGCUCUUGUCCUGCCUGCUUUUUGCAGGUGCCACCACGGCUGCGGCUAUAUCUCAUGACCUUGAGUCUCGGCAGUCUUCUUGCAACACGCCGAGCAACCGUCGCUGCUGGACUUCCAACUUUGACAUCACGACUGAUUAUGAAGCAUCAACUCCACCUGGCGGCUCCGUGACCUACAACUUGGAGAUCACCGAAGUCCACAACUGGAAGGGACCCGACGGGGUCGUUAAGAGUUUUGUGCAGCUCAUCAAUGGCCAAUUCCCCGGCCCGACCCUGUAUGCCAAAUGGGGUGACACGAUCACGGUCAAUGUCAAGAACAGCAUGCCGACAAACGGUACUUCAAUCCAUUGGCAUGGUCUUCGCCAGCUCGGAACAAAUGUCCAGGAUGGUGUGAAUGGCGUUACCGAGUGUGCCCUUGCUCCGGGCAAAUCCAGAACCUACCGCUUCAAGGCGACUCAGUACGGCACCACCUGGUAUCACUCUCACUUUUCCGCGCAAUAUGGAAAUGGUGUUUGGGGUACUAUCCAGAUUGAUGGUCCGGCUUCGAACAAUUAUGAUAUCGACCUCGGCGUUUACCCCAUCAGCGACUACUACUAUGACUCGGCAGAUGACAUCGUCUUGCAAACUCAGGCGGUUGGCUUUCCUCCGCCGAGCAACAAUGUUCUGUUCAACGGCACCAAUAUUAACCCCGUGAACACAACUCAGGGCAAAUACUCUGUUGUCACUCUAACUCCAGGCAAGCGUCACCGCCUCCGCUUGAUCAACCCCUCGGUCGAACACAACUACCAAGUAUCACUUGUGGGUCACGACAUGACGGUCAUUGCCACGGAUUUGGUUCCGGUCAAUUCCAUGACACUCAACAACAUCUUCUUGGGAACAGGUCAGCGAUAUGAUGUUCUGAUUGAUGCCUCCAAUACGGUCGGAAACUAUUGGUUCAAUGUUUCACUAUCAACGUCCGGUCUCUGCGGACAAUCAUUGAACCCCAAACCGGCUGCCAUCUUCCGCUACCAGGGCGCCCCAGCCACACUUCCCACAAACCCCGGCACCGUGCCUCCGGAUGCCGUGUGCCAGGACCGAACCGACUUUACCCCCGUGGUCACCCGCAAGGCCGACACCACCAACCUGGGGCCCCAAGUCAACGACCCGGCUCACAACCUGGACAUUACGUUCAACACGACCGCGCCAGUGACCUGGUUCGUCAACAACAGCGCCAUUGACGUGCAGUGGGACAAGCCGGUGCUCGACUACGUGCUGGCGCGCAGCACGGCGUACCCGCGACGGGAGAACCUCGUCAUCGUCGACGACAAGGACAUUUGGACGUACUGGGUGGUGCAGAACCUGACUCCGGUCCCGCACCCCAUGCACCUCCACGGGCACGACUUCCUGGUCCUGGGCCACGCCGCCUCGUCCAACUUCACCGCGUCCAUGAGCUCGUCGCUCAACUUCAACAACCCCACCCGCCGCGACGUCACCAUGCUGCCCGGCCUGGGCUACGUCAUCCUCGCCUUCAAGUCGGAUAACCCGGGCAACUGGCUCAUGCACUGCCAUAUCGCCUGGCACGUGAGCGGCGGUCUGUCGGUCGACUUUAUGGAGCGUCGCAACGAGCAGGCGGCUCUCAUCAGCUCGGCGGAUUUGGCUGCUUACCAGAAGCAGUGUGCCGACUGGCGGGCUUAUGCGCCCAAGGCGCCCCCCAAGAUUGAUUCGGGUAUCUGA
Molecule: messenger RNA, 1737 nt
Organism: Pestalotiopsis fici W106-1
Lineage: Eukaryota; Fungi; Ascomycota; Sordariomycetes; Amphisphaeriales; Sporocadaceae
Exons: 2
Coding region: 1-1737 (578 amino acids)
Molecular function (GO): oxidoreductase activity; copper ion binding
Source: RefSeq, a predicted model, not a curated record